Apis mellifera (honey bee) is the source of this 1060-nucleotide messenger RNA. RefSeq names its product helix-loop-helix protein 1-like. Gene Ontology annotation, molecular function: DNA-binding transcription factor activity, RNA polymerase II-specific; RNA polymerase II cis-regulatory region sequence-specific DNA binding; protein dimerization activity. Gene Ontology annotation, biological process: regulation of transcription by RNA polymerase II. NCBI's taxonomy places the organism in Eukaryota, Metazoa, Arthropoda, Insecta, Hymenoptera, Apidae. The transcript is spliced from 4 exons. The record is from RefSeq and is a predicted model, not a curated record. Bases 588 to 869 code for a protein of 93 amino acids.
CCUCGGGGCGCAUCCUGUCCACGCGCCACGGGGCAUCUUAUCAGAGACGUCGUCGAUCUCCUCGCACGUACGUACGUGUAUAAAUCGUGUAAAGCUUCUCUUGCUUCGGUUCGCGCUCGGUGGAAAUUUUUUUUUUUUUUCUUUUUUUGAAGAGGAAGAAAAUUAAAAAUAUACAGUUAUCGAGGGAUUUGAUUGAAUUGAAAAUCGGUGAUGGUAUUUACUUAGGAUACACGAUCUGGAAUUAUAAUAUUGAAAAACGAAAACGCUGAUAUUAAAAUAUCAAGGAGGGAGGAGAGGGGGAAAAAAUGAAUCGCAUCACGUUAAAAGAGCGGACGACUGAUCGAAGAUGAGGGAUGUCGUUCACAUGUUGAUUUUAUAACGAAACGAUGGUUGGUCGAUCUCGAUUUCAGAGAGGAUUGAGGGGAUAGAAAUGGACGGUUUCGAGCUUCCUUCAUCUUUCUACGUUUCUCGGGACGAUUAGCGAGACGACCUCGGCUGAGAGGUGGAAUGCGAAAUUUGGAGAGGGAGGGAGAAAAAGGAAGGAGGAAAUUAUCACGGGAGAAUUUCUAUUGAUCGGGAGGGAGAAAAUGGCGAACGGUGGACACGGUGUGGUAGUGAACGGGGUUGGUGCACCUGGUGCCGGCACUCUUUCGAGGGAGGAAAGACGUCGACGCAGAAGGGCGACGCAAAAGUAUCGAACUGCACACGCCACGAGAGAAAGGGUUCGAGUGGAAGCUUUCAAUCUAGCCUUCGCCGAGCUUCGAAAGCUUCUGCCUACCUUGCCACCGGACAAAAAGUUAUCAAAGAUCGAGAUCCUUCGACUCGCCAUUUGCUACAUCGCUUACUUGAACCACGUCCUCGAGGCCUGACAACCGAAUCAUCACUAUAUUUUUGCAUCGGAUCGAAUCCUCCGCCUCGAAUCGAAUAUACAAGAAGAAAGUAUACAAAUCUUUUUCCACUCUUUCUAACUCAUCUCAUUACAUACAAUUCUCUCUCUUUGUAGAUAAUAUAAUCGAAACUAUUAAUCAUUGGAAAAAUUCCUUUUUGUCAAUAUAAUUUA